GCGUGGCUAUGGCGUAACGAGCAACUGCCGGUUACCGUUUACUCUAGCAUUGCCGUUCGAUUCCAACCGCCAUCGAAACGACCUCGCCUGCCAUCCAAUCAAGUAGGACCACGUGUCUACUUCUCAUUGGAGCAGCUGUAACAGCAUCAGCCUGUAUAAAUCCCCGCGAGGCUGUCUACCGCCUCCCAUUCCUUUCGUUUUCUUGUUCGAACGCAAAACAAAAGCUCCUCAGUCUGUACUCAUUUCCAGUGCUUAGAGAGAGAGUGAGAGGGAGAUUCAUGGAGGGUUUUGCAGCAGUCCAACAAGCCACGGCCAUGGAAGCAGCGAAGACCAAGCUUGGCAAGACUGAUUCUCAUAAGAAGAACAGAAUCCAGGUCUCCAACACCAAGAAACCCCUUUUCUUCUACCUUAAUCUUGCCAAGAAGUACAUUAAGAUUUACAAUGAUGUUGAGCUCUCAGCCCUGGGCAUGGCUAUUCCUACUGUUGUCACAAUUGCUGAGAUUCUGAAAAGCAAUGGACUGGCAACUGAGAAACAGGUGCUGACAUCUACGGUUAGCUCAAAGGAUGAUGUGAAUGGACGCUUGGUUCAGAAGGCCAAGAUUGAAAUUUUGUUGGGGAAGAAUGUGAAUCAAGACAAUCUGACAACAACUGUUGCAACCAAAACUGAGACAGCUGCUGAUGAUAGCAAGGAAUGAUGAAACAGCAUGAGGGCAAUCUACAACUGCCUCUAUGUUUGUAUAUCCUUUUUCUUCUUCAAACAUAGGGUAGAUACCUAGCUACUAACAUGUUGUGGAGUUGCAAGUGUAGUUGGGAUUGCAUCUUAUAGUUUUUCGUUUAUUUUCUUUUCCUUUUAUAGGUGUCAUUGAGAUGAAAACAACUCUUGCUGUUUUUUUUUUUAUUCUUUUUUUUGGGCGAUGCACCAUUUCAUUUACCUUCAACAAAAUAAGUCAUUCUUUUUUC
Malania oleifera is the source of this 960-nucleotide messenger RNA. RefSeq lists its product as uncharacterized. The transcript has 5 exons. Gene Ontology annotation, molecular function: RNA binding. The record is from RefSeq and is a predicted model, not a curated record. Lineage: Eukaryota; Viridiplantae; Streptophyta; Magnoliopsida; Santalales; Ximeniaceae. Gene Ontology annotation, cellular component: nucleus. Bases 279 to 695 code for a protein of 138 amino acids.